AUGGCGUACAAAGUAGAUCAUGAAUAUGAUUAUCUGUUCAAGAUUGUACUCAUUGGAGACUCUGGUGUUGGAAAAUCCAAUAUACUGUCUAGGUUUACAAGAAAUGAGUUCUGUCUUGAGUCUAAAUCUACCAUUGGUGUUGAAUUCGCUACCAGAACAAUACAGGUGGAAGGGAAGACAGUGAAGGCACAAAUAUGGGACACUGCAGGUCAAGAGAGGUACAGAGCAAUCACAAGUGCAUAUUACCGGGGCGCUGUUGGUGCUUUACUGGUGUAUGACAUAACCAAGCGACAAACAUUUGAGAACGUGCAAAGGUGGCUUCGCGAACUGCGAGACCAUGCAGAUUCCAACAUUGUUAUCAUGUUAGCAGGAAACAAAUCUGAUCUGAAUCAUCUAAGAGCAGUAUCUUCUGAAGAUGCACAAAACUUGGCUGAGAAAGAGACUCUUUCAUUUCUAGAGACAUCAGCAUUGGAAGCCUUGAAUGUUGAGAAAGCAUUUCAAACCAUUUUGUUUGAUAUAUAUCAAAUUCUAAGUAAAAAGGCGCUUGCAGCACAAGAAUCGGCUACUACUACUAGCCUUCCUCAUGGUACUACCAUUAAUGUGUCUAAUAUGUCUGGUAGUGUUGAAAAGAAAUCUUGUUGCUCCAAUUAA
This is a messenger RNA of Lathyrus sativus (Indian pea), 651 nucleotides long. The record is from the annotation of a GenBank genome assembly. NCBI's taxonomy places the organism in Eukaryota, Viridiplantae, Streptophyta, Magnoliopsida, Fabales, Fabaceae.